UCAAGCAAUACAUUUCUCUCUCUAGAUCUUCUUCCUUCCUUGUUGAGUAAUUUUUUUUCUCUCUCUCAUACUUAAUAUGACGAUCGAUACCAGUCUGUUAUCACCGGCGAGCUUGUCACCGGCAACAUGUGAGAGUCAUGUGAAAGCCCUUCAAUUCGUUGAAGACAUGACGAUAAACACUGACCCCGUCCAACAAAACGUGUUGGCCGAGAUUGUAAUCAAGAACGGCAACACCGAAUACCUCGAACGCUUCGGUGUAACCGACUUGGACACUUUCAAGUCCAACAUUCCGGUCGUUAGUUAUGAGGAUCUCCAGCCAUACAUCCAACGUAUCGCUAACGGAGAUCGCUCCCCUAUCUUCUGUUCUAGUCCCAUCUCCGAGUUCCUCACAAGCUCGGGGACAUCUGCAGGAGAAAGAAAACUGAUGCCUACUAUUCAUGAAGAGAUGGAUAGGAGGACCAAACUCUACAGUCUACUCAUGCCUGUCAUGAAUCGAUAUGUGCCGGACCUGGACAAGGGAAAAGGGUUAUACUUUUACUUCAUCAAAUCGGAAACAAAAACGCCCGGAGGAAUACCAGCCCGACCCGUACUCACCAGCUACUACAAAAGCGAGCACUUCAAGAACCGUCCCUACGACCCCUACAACGUUAUAACUAGCCCUAAUGAAACAAUCCUCUGUGUGGACUCUUUCCAGAGUAUGUAUUCUCAGAUGAUCUGUGGACUUCUCUCCCGCCUUAAAGUCCUCCGUUUGGGGGCCGUCUUUGCCUCCGGUCUCAUUCGUGCCAUCAAGUUCCUCCAGCUUCACUGGCGUCAGCUUGCGGCUGAUAUCUCAUCUGGAUCCCUUAACCCUAAAAUAACAGAUCCAGCUAUUGUGGCCUGCAUGGCUAAGAUUCUACAAAACCCUAAUCCCGAACUGGCUGAGUUUAUCGUUGGAGAAUGUCAAGGCGAGAAUUGGGAAGGUAUUAUCAAGAGGAUUUGGCCUAACGCUAAGUAUCUAGAAGUAAUCGUGACUGGAGCCAUGGCUCAGUACAUCCCCACGCUCGAGUUCUAUAGCGGCGGUCUUCCGAUGCCGUGUACUAUGUACGCGUCUUCGGAAUGUUACUUCGGUCUUAACCUUAACCCGAUGUCGAAACCGUCCGAGGUUUCGUACACCAUCAUGCCGAACAUGGGUUACUUCGAGUUUCUGCCGCAGGAUCCGUCUGCGGGUUCACUAUUGUGUGAGAACCCACCCAAGCUUGUCAAUUUGGCUGACGUCGAGGUUGGGAAAGAGUACGAGCUUAUCAUCAGCACCUACUCCGGUUUGUGCCGGUACCGAGUCGGCGACAUACUAUUGGUGACAGGGUUUUACAACUCGGCCCCGCAGUUCAAGUUCAUCAGGCGUAAGAACGUGCUACUCAGCAUUGACUCGGACAAGACAGACGAAUCGGAACUGCAAAAGGCGAUCGAGAACGCGUCCGAGUUACUGUCCGAGUUCAACACGAGCGUGGUCGAGUACACUAGCCAUGCUGAUACCACAACUAUCCCAGGUCAUUACGUAAUUUAUUGGGAACUUAUGGUGAAGGACCCAGUUAACUCACCGAGUGAUGACGUGUUGAACCAGUGUUGCCUAGCCAUGGAAGAGUCGUUGAACACUGUGUACCGACAGGGUCGUGUGGCUGAUAACUCGAUCGGACCCCUUGAGAUUCGGGUGGUGAAGAAUGGUACGUUUGAGGAGUUAAUGGACUAUGCUCUAUCGAGAGGAGCCUCGAUUAAUCAGUAUAAGGUACCUAGGUGUGUUACUUUCGCACCCAUCAUGGAGUUACUUGAUUCGCGAGUCGUGUCGACUCACUUUAGCCCUGGUUUGCCUCGGUGGACCCCUGACCGCCGACACUGAUCAUGACCCGAGUCAACUCAGUAUCCUAGAAAGAAAUGAUGACGUGAUCAGAUUCAGAUGUAGAAUAAAGAUGGCUGGCUACCGACCAAACAUGCUGAGGACUUGAAAAAGAAAAAGAUCUUUAAAUAUAUAAUCUUUGUUUGUUUCUAAUUAAGAUGCUUUAAGAAUGUAAGCUUUAAGAAGUUCUUGUGUUAAUCGUAUUAAUGAAUUAUGUUUCUUUAAUUAAUUUAAGUGGUUAUGAAAUUUUAA
Molecule: messenger RNA, 2122 nt
Organism: Impatiens glandulifera
Lineage: Eukaryota; Viridiplantae; Streptophyta; Magnoliopsida; Ericales; Balsaminaceae
Product: probable indole-3-acetic acid-amido synthetase GH3.1
Exons: 3
Coding region: 77-1873 (598 amino acids)
Cellular component (GO): cytoplasm
Molecular function (GO): acid-amino acid ligase activity
Source: RefSeq, a predicted model, not a curated record